Messenger RNA from Fonsecaea multimorphosa CBS 102226, 870 nucleotides. RefSeq lists its product as uncharacterized. Lineage: Eukaryota; Fungi; Ascomycota; Eurotiomycetes; Chaetothyriales; Herpotrichiellaceae. Gene Ontology annotation, biological process: ribose phosphate metabolic process; nucleoside phosphate metabolic process. Gene Ontology annotation, molecular function: ADP-glucose pyrophosphatase activity; ADP-ribose pyrophosphatase activity. The transcript has a single exon. Bases 1 to 870 code for a protein of 289 amino acids. The record is from RefSeq and is a predicted model, not a curated record.
AUGGCCACCUUCACAAUUCCUGAAGCUUUGGGAGAACCGCCUGUGAAAGUCACCCUGCCAGGGAACCUCACGCAAGAACAACUUUUGGGGUUCAAGCCGUUCAAAGUUUGGCUGGAAACAUUACGAAAAUCUCUACAACUCCAGUCCGAUAGAAGCCAUGCUUUCCACGAGCCGCGGGAACGAUAUCACUUACGGUCUAUAAAUGUCCAGUCUGUGGACUUUUUUGGCGAACGCCGCAUAGGAUUUAUCAAGAUGGAAACAGUGGUUCAAAAUAAGAACGAUGGAAAGCCUCUUCCUGGGAUUGUUUUCCUUCGAGGUGGUAGUGUGGCCAUCCUCAUGAUCCUGCGCCCAGAGGGGGACGACUAUGACAACGAUGAGAGAUACGUGAUCAUGACGCAGCAACCGCGGAUACCAGCAGGAAGCUUGACUUUCUUUGAGAUCCCAGCCGGCAUGAUAGACGACGCUGGAACAUUUGCAGGUGCAGCUGCUAAUGAGCUGUGGGAAGAGACGGGCUUGACUGUCCCCAUGCACGAGCUCAGAAACUUGACCAAGAUCGCUUUAAAGGACGCCAAGGGUUCUGAAGAUCAUCUUCAAAAGGCCAUGUAUCCCAGUCCAGGAGGGUGCGAUGAAUAUAUCGCUCUGUUCCUGUGGGAGAGGACCAUGCCUCGGAUAGAGAUCAAUGAAUUGAGGGACAAGCUAUCAGGGACUGACAGGGAGAAGAUCACAGUCAAACUUGUAAAGUAUGAAGAACUGUGGAGGGAAGGUGCAAGAGAUGCAAAGACGUUAGCAGCUUGGGCUCUGUAUGAGGGACUUACAAGGGAAGGUCGCUUGGAUGAUGAAGAGUGUGAGGAAUACGAUGAGGAUGAAUGA